AUGACCAUCACCGUGCACCACCUGCAAGUCUCCCAGUCGGAGCGCAUCCCCUGGCUGCUCGAGGAGCUCGGCGUGCCCUAUACCCUCAAGACGUACCAGCGCGCGCCGCUGCUCGCCCCCGCCGCCUACAAGGCGCUGCACCCCAGCGGCGCCGCCCCCGUCAUCGACGACGACGGCCUCGUCCUCGCCGAGUCGGGCGCAUGCGUCGAGUACCUCGCGCGCCGCCACGGCGCCGGUCGCCUCUUCGUCGACCCCGCCGACCCCGACUACCCCGCGUUCCUGUACUGGUGGCACUGGAGCAACGGCACCUUGCAGCCCGCCGUCGCCCGCGCCAUGUACGUCCGUGGCGCCGCCGAGGACAGCCCCAUGCGCGCCGUGUCCAGGGAGAAGCUCGGGCGCGCGCUCCAGGGCCUAGACCAGCAGCUGGCCAAGCACGCCUUCAUCGCCGGGUCGGCGCUCACGGCCGCCGACAUUAUGACGGUGUUUUCGUUGACGACGAUGCGCUGCUUCUCGCCCUACAGCUUGGCCGAGUACCCCAAUAUUCUACAGUACCUGGGCCGUAUCGGAAAGAGAGAGGCAUACCGCACCGCCAUGGCCAAGUCGGAUCCGGACAUGGAGCCGGCGCUGGGUGCCGACUCGCCCAAGCCUCUACUGUAA
Cordyceps militaris CM01 is the source of this 657-nucleotide messenger RNA. Its product is annotated as glutathione S-transferase, putative. NCBI's taxonomy places the organism in Eukaryota, Fungi, Ascomycota, Sordariomycetes, Hypocreales, Cordycipitaceae. The record is from RefSeq and is a predicted model, not a curated record. Bases 1 to 657 code for a protein of 218 amino acids. The transcript has a single exon.